Nylanderia fulva is the source of this 2121-nucleotide messenger RNA. RefSeq lists its product as uncharacterized. NCBI's taxonomy places the organism in Eukaryota, Metazoa, Arthropoda, Insecta, Hymenoptera, Formicidae. The record is from RefSeq and is a predicted model, not a curated record. Gene Ontology annotation, cellular component: pi-body. Gene Ontology annotation, molecular function: protein binding.
ACUGUCAUCUCGUCUCCUUGCUCUUGGAAAGGAGAAAUGAUCGAGAUUCGGGGGUGGUUGCACUUAAAUAGAUUCCGAAGAGCCAGCUAUUUAUGUACCUACUGACAGACAAAGUUAUUGAGCAGAGCGCUUUUAUAAUAGACCAAGGAUAAAUAAACAAGGAAGAACAAACAACAACGAACAUCGUAACGCGACAUUGUAUUGUGAUCCCGAAAUAAUCAACGCGAUUGCGUGAAAAUGUCACUUGGCCAGAAAUCAACGUAGUCGAUUGUUAUUGUGGCCACUAAUCAACGUCGCCUCUAAACCGGCUCUCUUUCGCGAAUCUGAGACACGUGGUCGAGAAAUGUCAAAGAAACGUCAAAACGCUGGAAUGAUGUAAAAAUUUGCGAUAUCGUACCUCGACAAACCUGCGUACUUUUCAAGCGUCCUUUCCACUUGACAUUCUCUCCUUCUCUCUCUCUCUUUCUCCCGUUAUUCGUAAACAAACAGAUCAAAUUAGAUAAGGUUAGGUCGGAUAAACAUUCAAACGACGCACGCGUGAUAGAACCGGCUUGCCAUCGCAUAAUCCUACACACAGGAGCGUAAUUCAUUUUAUUGCCAAAUAAAUUUUUAUCGCGUCAUCGAUAAUGUCGAAGUAUAAGUGUCUGAGACCCGCUGGUAUGUCCGAUGACGAUGAUGAUGAUGAUUAUGAUGAUUAUAAUAAUGAUGAUGUUUUUUUCGAGAAGCAUGAUUUCACAAGAAAGGAGGCUUCGAAAGAUUCGAGGACGGAGAAUGAUUUCAAUAAUAUACUUGCUCAUGAAGAGCUCGAUCAGGAAAAUGAUCUGAUGAACGCAUGUAGAAUGGGAGACCUGAAGAUGCUACAAGAUCAUCUGAAAAAUAUAGCGUUCGAUAUUAAUAAAUUUUUGCAUACUGGAUGGACUUUGCUGUUGUAUGCCACUUCAUUGGUGCAACCAGAGAUAGUAGAAUAUCUGCUGAUACUUGGUGCAGAUCCAAAUAAAGAUAAAGAAGGAUUUACACCUCUUAUGGCACUGUGUAAUUCCACAAAAGGAACAUCUGAAAGAGCUCUGAAAUGUCUUAUAAAUUUAAUACAAGCAAAAGCUGAUGCAAAUCUUACCAAUAAACAGAGAGAAACAGCUCUAAUGUAUGCCUGUAUGUCGCAAGAUGCAACAUUUGUCGCCGAACUUAUAAAACAUGUACAUGACAUCAAUCUCCAUGACAGUGAUUGCAAAACUGCAUUGAACUAUGCUACUGUAACUAACAAGCCUGAUAUCGUCAAAAUUCUUUUGGAAUACAAUGCAGAUAUUUCAUUCCAAGACAGAAAUCACCUAUCUGCCAAGGACAUCGCGGAUAAAAAAGGAUUUACAGAGAUAUCUGCUUUGUUGGCUAGAGAUGAAGAACAUAAAAAAAUAAUCACUUGUAAAGUAUCCACUAGAACAACUUGGGAAGAUUUAUUUCCAGAUUUGUAUCCUAGGGGAGAAGACAUUUUAGAUGAUUAUAUAUUAAACAUGCUGUCUGGAAUGAAUUUGGAAAGUUAUAAGAGUCUGUUUGUGGGACUAAAUCUUAAAACUUUCUUACAAUUAACAGAGGAUGAAGUAUGUCACUUGAUCGAUAUCAGUGUUCAGAGAGAAGAGUUUUUAGAAAAUUUGGAAAAAUUUCAUCUUAAAAAGUGGAAUGUCAGCCUUCUUGGCAGUAAGAAGGACAUAAAUCCUUUCAGUGUUUAUGAUAAUGUAAUAUUACUGGCAAAUGUAAAGGAUAGGAUUGCUGUAAUAGGUGCCAGCUUUCAAUAUAUAAAAAAUAAUUUGAUAAAAGCUGCAAACGAAAAUAUUCAACUUUCUCCUUCGCUCACAUUACAAUAUGAGAAAGAACUGAGAGCAACUAAAAAAAAUUUGAAAAAUUUGAAGAACGAAAUAAUUCGCUUCAAAAAAUUAGCACAAAAGAUUGAUCAAAAAGAUGAUGUCAGUGUACCGGCAAUUUAUAUUGGUCCUAAAGAAAAUAAAUCCAAUUGGACUGUACCAUUAAGCGUUACACUAAUAGUAGGGUUGUACUUGUAUAAAUCAACAAUGUACAUGCAAAGAUUAUGGAAUAUUUAUAGUACAUAGAAAUAUAAUAUUUUUUUCAAUA